GAUAUUAAGCUGUGUUUUUUUAGUAAUUAAAACUAAAUGCGUUCAUCAGUGAUUGUAUAUCAAAGGCAGGGACAUGUUUGUGUGCAUUUUAUUUUGUGGUUUCAAUGGAACGAACGGGACUGAAGCGCUCGUCUGAGCACGAGCCGCCGUCACUGACAACAGCACUCGGCGUGAUUUCAAAAGCAACACAUUUCAGCGUCAGACCGCCUUUUAUUUAACACAAACGAACGAAAUUAAUACUCUGCUACUCAACUAGAGAUGUUUCAUUUUUUACAGACCUUAAAGAAAAAAAUCAAUUAGAAGAAAUCUGUGAAGAAAUCAUUGGCAUUGAAGGCACAGCUGAUGAAGAGCCCAAAGAACAAUGUCAGAAACAAAAGCACAAAACGAAAAUGCCACACAAAAUGAAAAUGAAAAGUCUUCUAAAAAAUAGAAAGAUUUCUAAAUCUGAAGCUGCUCUCACCUCCAAAAAACUGUUAGAAGUGGACCUUGACACCAUUGAAGGCAUAGAAGAUUCUCCUCAAGUAGAAUGUCAGAGACAAAAAAGAAGACUCAAAAUACCAGAAAAAAUUAAAACUCUUGACUUCAAGAAAUGGCAGAAGAAUUCAAAAUCCCCUGAAACUCCAAAAGUGGAGCUAGAUUUCAAUGGAAACCUUGAGCAGAACCGUUUGGCUGAAGCACAGCAGCAGCUGGUGGAAGCUGAGGAAUCUCUCUUCAGUUCAGAAGAAGUGGCCAGGACAGAAGCUGAGGAAGACAAGGUACAUAAAAACUGUGAGAUCUUUAUUUUUCAACUGAGAUUGGCCAUCCGUGACUCUUUCAGUGAGGACAACCAGGAGACACUCAAGAGUGCUUUGAUUUCAAUACUUAAAGAGGAAGCACAGGACAGACGCUGGGCGGAAGUGGCCAAGGAUCAGCGACCAAUAUGGAGGCCCACAAGGUGCAGAAAGAUCCAUGAAGACUCACUCCAGAUUAUCGUGAAGCAACGAAUGAAGAAUGCAGAUGAACAGGAGAAUAAAGCAGACAACCUGUCUUCCUCCUUGAAGAGAGAGGUGUGCCGAAUGGGCAUACAAGUGCAGAAAGACCUGCUCAGAGUGGUCCGAAAUCUGAGAGAGUGUUACCCACCAGACUUUGACAUCUGCAGAACGUAUAUUCAGCUCUACCAUCAAGCCUUUUCCACCAGACUCCAAGAGCUUGCCAGAUCCAAUAUCAGUUUAGAGGAAUGCCUCUAUAUAUUGAGUUGGAUUGUGGAUUACUACCCAAAAGAUGUACUGAAGCAUAAAGAACUAGAGGAGCACAUCAACAGUUCAUCACUUGGACCUCUUUUACCUGAAGAAGAUCUUAAGAGAUUAGAGGAUCAGUACUUAUCUUACAAAGAGAAUGAGGUCAGAAAGUGGUUAUCCAAUGCUUUUGAGAAAGAAGUGAAAAAAUGGAGUGAUGACAUCGAACCAGAGCUGAUGGAUGGAUACUACUUCAGUAACUUUGCUGUAGAUGUUUUACCACUUGUUGAUGGGGCUGUAAAAGAUGUCAACACACUUUUGAGCAGUGAACGCAAAGCCUGUAGUCUUCUGAACCAGCUGGACAGCUUUCUUCUGAGCUUUAAGACAAGUCUGGAGGAAUUUGACUGGAAGAACAGAAAAAAACAAGAAAACAUUCCUAAAACUCUCAGUGCUAAUCUGGUUCAUAUUUACCAGUUUAGGGAUUAUGUACAAAAUCCAGAACAUCCUUUCUCAGAGGACACCAGAACAACUUGCCUGUCCACAUUAGCAGAUCUCAAAAACAUUUGUCAUAAAUACUUCCUCAGUGGAAUUAACAAAGAACUAAAGCCGCUGUACCGUAAACUGUGGACUCAAGUUUGGUUUGCUGGACAUUGUGAGGUUGUGGAGGAGCUGGUGAAGGCGCUUGAGAAUAACAUAAACAAUUUAAAAGAGCUAAAGCCUGUCUGCAGAGAGGAGCUACUGGCUGAGCUGCAUGCAGAAGUAAUGGCUGAGUAUGUGAGGCGAAUGAUGAAGAGAAAACUGAAACUGAAAGACAAAGAGCAGCAAGAAGCAGCUGCUGAGUUCAUCUGCCAUGACAGCAAUACAAUCUGCUCUGUGUUUUCCAAAGUGGGAUCCAGAGAGGAAUGGCUCGGUCAAAUACUGCCUAAAUUAUCGGAGAUUCUGAGACUACAGGAUCCUGGGAGUUUGCAACUUGAGCUAGUUACUCUGGCAAGACACUAUCCUGACAUUAGUGAACAGCAUGUUCUUGCUCUCCUAAAACUGAAGACCAACCUUUCAAGCUCAGAUGUGUGUAGGAUCAAAGGGUGUCUGAGUGAAAACAGAGGCACACUGGACACAGAGUCCCCUACUUCCUUCUUUUCUAAAAUAAUCGUCAAAUGGAAAAUCAUCUGAAUGCCCUGUUACAUCUGUAGCUAAUGUGAAAUAACUGUGAAUCACACUGUAAUAGAUCAUCAGUAUUGCUAUGUAAUAACAUGUUUAUUAUUAAGGAAACUCGUGAUAUUAUUCUGUUAUAGUUCUCCAAAACUAAGGUCUACUGGACACUUAAUCCUCUACUUCACUGUUCUCUAGAAGUACUCGUCGCAUGGAAAGUCAUCUGAAUUCCAUUACUAUCAAUUUGCUAAUGUUAAACAACUGUGAAGCAUAUUACGGUGUUAAAAAAAUCAGUAUUAUCCAUCCAUUUUCAAUAUCCUCUGCAUGGUCAGGGUUGCAGUCUAUUCCAGCCUGGUAUAAUCAGUAUUAUUUUACGUAAUAUUUAUUAUUACAAAAACUCAGUCAUAUGAUUGUUACAGUUACACUGUUCCACCAAACUUAAGUUCGAGAGCAAUGUAUUUUGAAUUUGAACAUUUUUGAAUAAAGCGAAACAUUACAAGU
Messenger RNA from Onychostoma macrolepis, 2864 nucleotides. It is a transcript of the gene tnfaip2a, whose product is annotated as tumor necrosis factor, alpha-induced protein 2a. NCBI's taxonomy places the organism in Eukaryota, Metazoa, Chordata, Actinopteri, Cypriniformes, Cyprinidae. Gene Ontology annotation, cellular component: exocyst. Gene Ontology annotation, biological process: exocytosis; exocyst localization. The coding region runs from base 390 to 2384 and encodes 664 amino acids. The transcript is spliced from 13 exons. The record is from RefSeq and is a predicted model, not a curated record. Gene Ontology annotation, molecular function: SNARE binding.